This is a messenger RNA of Diachasma alloeum, 1881 nucleotides long. RefSeq lists its product as uncharacterized. The record is from RefSeq and is a predicted model, not a curated record. The coding region runs from base 1 to 1680 and encodes 559 amino acids. NCBI's taxonomy places the organism in Eukaryota, Metazoa, Arthropoda, Insecta, Hymenoptera, Braconidae. The transcript has 4 exons.
AUGCUAAAGCACAUACCGACGGUUCAGCCGUCCUCGAAUGGCUCUCGAAACCAGCAUCAUCAUCCCCACAACCACAGUAUCCACCUCCACCACAACGACUACGGUAGCCAAACGAUAGUCGGAAAUCAUCAGCAUUUCACAACAGGCCAGCCAACGACAUCAUCCCGUCUUCCGCGUGGUUGUCACGAUCAAUCGGGAAUAUAUGACUCACUCCACCCACAUCCAAAGACCCGAGAGCCCACAGUCCACCGUCAUCCCCUGACUCACAGCCAGUUGAGUGUCAACAAUCUCUCAAGAUUGAAUCACUCUCACGGACUGAAUCUAUCAACCCUAUCAACAUCGAAGCACUCGAUAGACAGUGCAAGCCCAGUCGUUGGCAAUGAUAUUCAUCCAUCGACGAAUCACUCGAUCCAUCAUUACCAUCAUCACCUUGGCCAUGGGGUCAUGGGUUCGCACCUGCAGGACAGGCCACAGGUGAACGGUGGCCUGGACAUUUCGAGGGUCUUGAGAUUGCCCAGCCAAACGACACCCUCACCACCUGUUCCUGUUCAUCCACCUGUUGCUGUUCAGCAAAUAGCGACUAUUUCUGGGACAAGUGGGCAGGUUGUACCGGUGCUGGACAAUUCGUGGACGUCGUUCUGUCUCAAAGGAAAGGGAGGUCUCAAUAACAAGAAUCCGGAGGACGGGGUCAAGGAGAUGCUGACGUUUCUCGGGCUACUGUGUCUUGUCUCGCUGCUGCUGGCGAUGCUGUCGCAUAUCUUCCUGCUGAAGAUGUCGCCGUUGAGCGUGACACCGAGUAGUUUGAUUAGCCCUGAGGAGUAUACGAUUGUUUAUGAGGUGACUUUGGGACUGUGUGCACUGGCGCUGUCGCUGAAUCUCUGCUGUCUGCUGGUCUGCGCGAUUCAGUUUCUGUUUGCUAUGAAGCUGGUCAAGAGCUCGUAUAACCAGAGUCAUCGUACAAAUAUGUACCUGCAAAAAUCAUCAUUAAGUAGGAUGUGCGCUGUCGGUGGAUUCUUCGUCAGCAUUCCAGUAUUCCUCACCGGUAUGAUACUCUACACAUUUAUUCAAUUUCACUCGACGCCAGCGAUAGUCAUGUCUGUUUUUAUUGGCCUUGGAAUUGUCUUCUGCGGCUGCGCUAUGGUACACAAUGUCUUUGUGUGGCAAAGAGAGAAGACAAACGCCGUGAAAGCGCUUGCGCGGGCGCAAUGCGAAGCGGCAGCGCAGCUGCAGCGUCAGCAGCAGAUGCAACAGGCCCAGCAACAGGCCACCAUCCCACGUGGCACCUCUACCAUCCCACGUGGCAACUGUACAAUACCGAAACACAUUAACUCAACCCUGCCCCAUCACCCCCGAGGAUCUCACCCCCAAACACAGGUGCAUCAGCAGUCGCACGACGUUCUGAGGCACGCGCAGAUGUCCCCAGUACUGCUGACCCUGUCAGCAAGUCCAGCCGCCCACAAUCACUCGAGUAUCGAUGUCCACAGGGUGCCAGCGAGUCCUCCAACUACACCGGCUGGUGACAGAACUCCAACGAGUCCUGUUAACAAGUCAAUUAAUCGAUCCCAGCAUCAGAUGCGCGAGGCCAGUGGCAGUGUCAGUCCUGGAAUGCCAACUGCCACUUUGGACCUCAGCAGCGCUGCUAAUACCAACAGUCCUCACGAGCUCUCUACUCUCGUUUAAUUCAGUGGGGAUGAUUUUUUUGGAAAGACUGGUUGUAGGGGAAAUAUCGAGGAAAAUGGAUUUCGAGGAAAAGGUCACAAAACAUUAUUUUUUGAAAUUCAUGAACGAAGAACAUUUCGUAGGGAAACAGGGUGCAUUUGCUUGAAAAUUCUAUUGGAUUUCGUUAGAAAAUUCCAUUAGUUUUUCCCCGAUUUUAUUGAA